AUGGCCGAAGAAACUCAUAAAACUGCAUAUGAAGCACCACCAAAAACUGAGGAAGUGAUGGUUGUUUCCAAUGUACGAGAGGUGGAGAAACCCUCCACCACUACCAUGGAGAAAGAAGCACCACCACAUCCUGAGCCAAAGCUGGAGAAACCCGCCAACGUGGAAGAAGUAGUCGAGGUCGAAAAAGAGAAAGGAGAAGAGAAGAUCACUGAAUCAGCUUUGUUUAAAGAAGAAAGCAACGUGGUGGGUGAACUUCCUGACCCAGAAAAGAAGGUCCAGGAUAAGCUCAAAGCACUGGUUUAG
Messenger RNA from Ilex paraguariensis (yerba mate), 303 nucleotides. NCBI's taxonomy places the organism in Eukaryota, Viridiplantae, Streptophyta, Magnoliopsida, Aquifoliales, Aquifoliaceae. The record is from the annotation of a GenBank genome assembly.